AUGUCGGGCAUGCGCAAGAAGAAGGCCACGCCACUCCCCAAGAGCGCCAGCAAGGGCAAAUUUCCGAAAGCUCCCCCGAAGCAGCCGAGCCCGAAGAAUGGUGGUGCGGCUGGUGGUGUGGUGCUGGUGAGGGACACACACCAAGAGGCCAGGCAGCAGGUCGUCUACCCCAACUCUCCGCGCGCUGGCGUUCGCGUCUCGCGGCCGCGGAAGGCCACGCGCCCGGGGCGCUCCCCGCACAGCCGCGGCACGCCGACGAAGCACGGCCAAGCCAUCGUGACGGCCACCGCCAGCGAGAGGGCGCCCGGAGGGCCCGGACCGCGCGGCGACCGCAACGCCAGCACUUCGCCGAACCAGAAGAAGUACCACCACCAACAGCAGCAGCAGCAGCAGCUGAGCAGUGGCCACGCCCACCGGAAGGCGGUCAGCCCCGGCUUCUACCCAUCCCCACGACAUCACAACAAACAGGGCAGCCACGCAGCCGGAGGAGGAACCGGAAAAGGGCAGCCACGCUCGCCGUCGCCGGCUCGCCCGGCCUCGGAGAGUGAGCGCCCGACCGAGUUGCCCACCGCGGCCACCACCACCGCCAACACCACAGCCCUCCUCCAGCAGCAGCAGCUGCAGAACGCCCCUUCCCCGCCCAGCUCGGCCCUGUCGACGACCGCCUCCACCCAGCCACAACUCCAGCAAGUGGCCCCGCCGCGUGACGAGGACAAGACGGUCAAGGAGUCGCAGAAGGGAAAGGGAGGAGGAGGAGGAGGACGAGAUCCUGAUGAGCGGCAGAUGGCCAAGUUGCGCAACUUUGUCGACAACACCCUCAAGCUGGGCAUUGAGGGAAUGGAGACGCAGUGGCGCCUGGUGAAGGACCACCUCCCCGUCGCCGCCACCCGCAUGGACUUUGACGCCAACCCGGGCAAAAAUCGAUUCCAGGACAUGGUGUGCAUCGACCAGACACGCGUCUUCCUCGAGCAGACCCACUCUGACUACAUUCACGCGUCGUGGGUGGCUGUCGGCGAGGAUAGAAAGGCGAUCGUGACGCAGCUGCCGGUGCCCUCUGCUGCCCCCGAUUUCUGGGAGAUGUGUCUCCAGAAUGAGGUGCAGGGCAUCCUGCUCAUCCUCAGCCCCGCCGAGUACGGCCGAUUCGGCGCCGAGCACGUCUUCCCCAGCAAGGGUGACUUCAUCCACUACCGUAACCACCUGAAGGUGGGCUGCGUGAAGAGGGUCGAGGUGGCGGCCAAUUGGUCUCUUUCCGUCUACACCAUCAAGCACGGGCAUCGCCAGAGGUACGUGCACGUCCAUCACUACUCGGAUUGGCUGCACAACGGGCGGCCCGGCAAAAUGGAGGAAAUGUGGCAACUGGAGGCAAUCUUCCGCCGCUACCGCCACCCCCACGUCUAUAUGAGCCUGAGUGGAGGGGGACGAGCCGGCACUUUUGCUGCCUUCCAGCUUGCCCACUGGCGUCUGCACUCGGCGAAGGUGGAGGCCGUCUCCAUCCCCAGCUGCAUCACUGCCACCCGCAAUUUCCGGAUGCACGCAGUCCAGUCGGCCGUCCAGAUGCAAUUCCUCUACCUGGCCAUCACCAAGCACAUCUUCUCCAUGCAGAGCGUCGACGCCAUCCUCCCCGAGAAGGAGUCCAAGUUUUCGCGUUUCCUGCAGCUGUUGACGAAAUACGCGCAGAGGGACCAGCUGCAGAUGAAUCGACUGGGCGAUGGAUUCUUC
This is a messenger RNA of Mesorhabditis spiculigera, 1719 nucleotides long. NCBI's taxonomy places the organism in Eukaryota, Metazoa, Nematoda, Chromadorea, Rhabditida, Rhabditidae. The record is from the annotation of a GenBank genome assembly.